This is a messenger RNA of Macadamia integrifolia, 980 nucleotides long. Its product is annotated as heavy metal-associated isoprenylated plant protein 30-like. The record is from RefSeq and is a predicted model, not a curated record. Gene Ontology annotation, molecular function: metal ion binding. Lineage: Eukaryota; Viridiplantae; Streptophyta; Magnoliopsida; Proteales; Proteaceae. The coding region runs from base 526 to 801 and encodes 91 amino acids. The transcript is spliced from 3 exons.
GUUCAGAUCAAUAUUUGGAUCUUUACCCCUUCACAGGUUGGUUUGUGCAUCAGUGACAACUCGAACUCUUAUGUGUCAGCAAGGUCCUCUAAAAGCUAAGUUGGACUCGUCAAAGCCCAUCAUUUCUGAUACUUGAUACUCACAUUUGCUUUCCUCAGAAGAGAAGCCUUGAAGCUUGAGCUCAUAAACCCCUCGGUAUAACAGUUUCCUUGUCUUCUCGUUUUGAUGUUUUGUUUGUUUCCCUUUAUAAAAGCAAAGCAAAGCAAAGAGGGAGAUUACUCCCUCUUGUAGCUGAUGAUGAUCUCUUGUAGCAGACCCAAGAGACCCACUUUUGUGUUUAUAUAUUCCAUCUUUUUUCUCGUCCCCCUCUACUAUAUAUAGCAACAUACCCCCUUUGUUUCAUUCCCUAGCUCACUCAUUCCAAUUGUUCUAAUCAUUGUCUCUUCAUCUCUUUAUUGUUCUCCUCUCAAACAAUCUACCAGUCAUCUACUUCAUCAUUUUCCAAUCUAUAGCUAAAGGUCCUUCAUGGAGACAGUGGAAUUGAAGGUGGAGAUGGCAGGAAUACAUGAGAAGAGACUAAGGAAGUGUUUGUCAAAAGUGAAAGGAAUAGAGAAGGUGGAAGUGGAAGUUAGCAGUCAGAAGGUGGUAGUCACAGGGUAUACUCAUCGGAACAAAAUACUCAAGGCAUUAAGGAGAGCUGGUUUGAAAGCCGAUUUUUGGUCUGCACAGAAUGAGCUCCUCAAUGCUUAUGCCAGUGCCAGUUAUGGAAGCUUGAGAAUUAACAAUUUUAAUCUCUUCUAGCUAGUGUUUUGCUUACUCAUAUAUCUUUUCCUUUUUGUUCAAAUGAUCAUACCUGAAGUUUUUUGUUCCUUUUUUAUUUUUGGUCUGCAAAUGGAAAAGCCAUGUAUUUCAAUUGCACCAGCUGGUUAAAACUUAAAAGAAGAAAAGAGAAAUGGAAAAUAGUAUUUCAAAUUUUCUAA